Messenger RNA from Blastocystis hominis, 2514 nucleotides. RefSeq lists its product as hypothetical. Gene Ontology annotation, cellular component: plasma membrane; cell projection; cell junction. Gene Ontology annotation, biological process: actin cytoskeleton organization. Lineage: Eukaryota; Bigyra; Opalinata; Blastocystidae. The transcript has 2 exons. The coding region runs from base 1 to 2484 and encodes 827 amino acids. Gene Ontology annotation, molecular function: calcium ion binding; actin filament binding. The record is from RefSeq and is a predicted model, not a curated record.
AUGCAGAAGAAGACGUUCACAAAGUGGGUAAACCAGCAGCUGGUCCCCGUGGGUAGCAACAUUUCUGAUAUUUAUUCGGAUUUCACCAACGGAGUGAAUCUGGUCACUCUGCUUCAAGUCCUUUUCAAGGAUCCGAUUGUGGAGUGGGUGUCUGGGAGCGCGGCUGAUGCUGUAGGCAACUUGAAGCCGUGCUUUGACUAUCUGCAGUUUAAGAAGAAGAUGAAGUUGGUGAAUAUCGGUCCUAUUGAUAUUUUCAACGGCAAUCACAAGCUGACCUUGGGUUUGAUUUUCCAGAUCAUUCUCUUCGUGCAGAUCGACAACAUUGAAGUGGACGGCCUGAAGGGAAUGCACGGUUUGCUCCUGUGGGUGAACCGCCAGAUCGAGCCCUACGGUCAGAAGGUGAGCGAUUUCACCGACAGCUGGAGAGAUGGAAAGGCUUUUGCUGCUCUGGCCGCUGCCUUGUGUGAGAACUAUGACUUCGGAAAGGCGGAGGAGAUGGGGCAGGACGAUCGUCACCGCAGCGCUUACGACAAGAUGGAGGACGAUCUGAAUGUAGUGCGCCUUUUGGACCCCGAGGACUUCCACAACGAGGAGAUCGAUGACAAGUCGGUGCUGACGUACGUGUCUUCGAUCUUCAACGCGGUGGCGAACGACGACGAGUCGCGCCGCCAUGUGCAGGCGAUCGACCGCGUCGCGCGUCUGGCGAUGAAGACGGGUUCGAUGAUUCUGAAGUACGAGAAGGAGGCUCGCGCGUACAACAAGCUCCUGGACGACAAGAUCGAAUACUUCCACGAGACGGAGCCGCGUGAUUCGAAGGACUGCCGUCGUCUGAAGGAGGAGUUCGCCAACUACCAGAAGACGGAGAAGGAGGACAUCAAGAACCGCAAGGUGGAGCUGGAGAGCAUGCUGAGCGACAUCCACGAGAGCGAGCGCGCGGAGAGCCGUCCGCUGUACAUCCCGCCCGAGGGCCUGGGCCCGAACGAGAUCUCGCAGAAGUACCGCGACUUCGAGGAGGCGGAGAACGAGUACGAGCAGCGCCUGCUGGAGAAGUUCAAGUACUUCCUGACCAUCGAGCGCCUGAUGAACCAGCUGGACCUGAAGUGCCAGCGCCUGAGCGACCGCCUGAAGGACAACAUCAAGAAGACCGAUCUGAACGACCUGGGCGACUCGGUGGCGGAGUGCAACCACAAGCUGGCGGAGCUGGACGACCUGGUGGAGGAGGACGACGACACGGAGAAGGAGAUGAAGGAGCUGCACGACCUGCUGGACUCGUUCCCGAAGGACUGCUCGGAGUACUCCGAGGCGAUGGACAAGGUGGAGGCCGUGGAGGACCUGCAGGACGAGUGGGAGGACCACAAGAAGGAGUACCGCGACCGUCUGGAGGAGAAUCUGGAGCGCCAGCAGGAGCUGGAGCGUCUGGAGCGCGACAUGGUGAAGGAAGCGGACAAGAUCGAGGAGAAUCUGGACCACGUGGAGAUGCUGCUGAACACCUCCAACGGCGCGGACUCGUUCGAGACCGCGGAGGCGAACGCCAGCGCGGAGGAGGCGCACCGCGAGCUGGACCAGGUGAAGGACAGCGUGGAGGACCUGCGCGAGAAGCAGAAGCAGCUGCUGGACAACGGGAAGGAGGACGAGGUGCAGCGCCACCCGCUGAAGCCGAUCGAAGACCGGAUCCGGAACCUGGAGCGCGAGCUGAAGCAGAAGGAGGACACGCUGGACGAGAUCAACCGCCACACGGAGCAGUGCAACCAGGCGCUGCAGGAGUACGACGAGCUGGCGAACGCGGUGCAGCAGUACGUGGAGGACAACUCGAACGACCUGCGCGCGAAGAAGAACGCGACGCCGGAGGAGCAGAUGGAGCUGAUCCGCCAGAAGAAGGAGGACUACAACCGCCCGCCGGAGUGCUACCGCGUGAUGAAGGAGAAGGAGAAGGAGUGCCGCGACAUCGGCACGAACACGGCGUCGUUCGGCCCGAUCAACAGCGUGUGGACGGAGUACGGCAAGCACCUGGACCGCAAGGAGGCGAAGCUGAAGGACGACGAGGACCGCAAGAAGAUGGAGUCGCUCUCGCCCGACGAGGAGAAGCUCUUGGAGCAGGUGUACAACGCGCUCAACACCGACGGAAAGGGACUCACCGCCGACCAGCUGCGCGAGGCCUUGCAGGCGAUGGGAAUCAACAUGAGUCUCAAUGACGUGAUCGCCAAGCUGACGGCGAUGGGCUACAAGGUGGGUCCGAACAUGCGUCUGGGCCUGCCCGAUCUGAAGCAGUUCCUCCUGGAGCUGAAGGCCACCAAGAACAACAAGGAGGACAUCCAGCACUCGUGGAGAUACCUGGCGAAGAACAAGGACAAGAUUGCGGACACAGACGUGGAUAAAUACUUCAAGGAUUACGAGAGCUAUCCGUAUCUGAAGGAGAGCAUGCCUGCCGAUGAAAAUGGACUGUGUGACUAUCAGGAGUGGACUGAAGCUGCUUUCAAGCAUUAGUGGUAGUAUGUAUCUUGUUCUAUAGUGUGC